AUGGCGUCUCGGCUCGGCGCCUGUACCCCUCGCGGGUCCCACUUCUAUUUACUCAAACACAAACACCCACUCAUUCUACUGCUAGAGCAGAAGCGAACGGCACCGUUUGGGAGAACGAAGAUCACGGGCAGGGGAAGUCUGCGGAUUAGGGUUUCCGAUGGCGGGGACUCGUACCUCAGCAUGUGGAAGAAGGCCGUGGAGAACGACAAGAAGACCGUCGAGUUCGAAAGGAUCGUCGAGAAAUCGAGUAAGAUCGAUGCUGAUCAUGAUCAGAGUGUUGAGCCUGUUGAGGAUUUGGAGAAGAAGAGUGAGGAGUUUGAGAAGAUUCUGGGGGUUUCCAAGGAAGAGAGGGAUCGGGUUCAGCGAAUGCAGGUUGUCGAUAGGGCUGCGGCGGCGAUCGCCGCGGCUCGCGCCAUUUUGGAGGACAAAAAUAAGAGUUUGAGGACUGAUCCCGGUUCAGGUGGUGGUAGCGGGGGAGCAGUGGAGCCUCGUCAAGAGGGAAGUGGGACACAGGUUAGAAGUGUAAUUGUUCCUCAAUCAGAAAUUUCAGGAACCGGGACUCCUGGCCCUGAUUUUUGGUCCUGGGCACCCCCUCAGGGUGGUGAUAAAAGUUCAGAUGAUGUCAGUGAAUUGCUGCCAGCACCAAAACCUUCAGCACAGUCGAGCAAUCCAGUGUUGGAGAAAGAGCCAUCUGUAGGUUUUCUCUCAAUUCCCUUAGAGAGUAAACUUGAAGAAACCAAUCGGAACCCUCCUCUUCCUCCUUUCCAGUCCCUGAUGGAGGUUGGGAAAGUGGACGUCUCUGAGUCCAGUGUAGAGGCAACUUCCUUAAAAGAUGACCAUGAACUUGGUGCUGAGUUUUCAGCACAUGCAGCAGAAGCAGCUCAUGCUCUUGAUACAGUGGAUGAGGCAUCAUUAUCUGGAGUGAAUACAGAUGGAUCUAGGUGGUGGAGGGAAUCUGGAAUAGAGCAAAGGCCUGAUGGUGUAGUUUGCAGGUGGACAAUGACCAGAGGUGUUAGUGCCGACCAAGUUACGGAGUGGCAAGAUAAGUACUGGGAGGCUGCGGAUGAGUUUGGCCACAAGGAGCUUGGUUCAGAAAAAUUGGGACGCAAUGCAACUGGAAAUGUCUGGCGUGAAUAUUGGACAGAAUCUAUGUGGCAGAACCGUGGACUUGUGCAUAUGGAGAAAACUGCAGACAAGUGGGGAAAGAACGGUAAAGGCGAUGAGUGGCAAGAGAAAUGGUGGGAGCAUUAUGAUGCCUCAGGCCAAGCUGAAAAAUGGGCUCAUAAGUGGUGUAGCAUUGACCCAAAUACACCCCUUGAGGCUGGUCAUGCUCAUAUCUGGCAUGAAAGGUGGGGUGAAAAGUAUGAUGGACAUGGUGGCAGCGACAAAUACACUGACAAAUGGGCGGAGCGCUGUGAGGGCGACGGUUGGGCGAAAUGGGGUGACAAAUGGGAUGAACAUUUCAAUCCAAACGGUCAUGGUGUGAAGCAGGGUGAAACAUGGUGGGAAGGUAAGUAUGGAGAGCGUUGGAAUCGGACAUGGGGUGAGGGCCACAAUGGUUCUGGGUGGGUUCACAAGUAUGGGAAGAGCAGCAGCGGUGAGCACUGGGAUACACACGAGCCGCAAGACACAUGGUAUGAGAGGUUCCCUCACUUCGGUUUCUAUCACUGCUUCGAAAACUCAGUCCAGCUCCGGGAAGUUCCAAAGCCAUCCGAUAGGCCAUAA
Messenger RNA from Prunus armeniaca (apricot), 1725 nucleotides. The record is from the annotation of a GenBank genome assembly. Lineage: Eukaryota; Viridiplantae; Streptophyta; Magnoliopsida; Rosales; Rosaceae.